Molecule: messenger RNA, 1790 nt
Organism: Xenopus tropicalis (tropical clawed frog)
Lineage: Eukaryota; Metazoa; Chordata; Amphibia; Anura; Pipidae
Gene: spata6l
Product: spermatogenesis associated 6-like
Biological process (GO): spermatogenesis
Cellular component (GO): sperm head-tail coupling apparatus
Molecular function (GO): myosin light chain binding
Source: RefSeq, marked provisional
GGCACAGUACAACACAUGCGCAGACGGCCGAAACCCCCUCCCACGGGAGUUGCUUCAACUUUAUUUGGUUUAUGUCGCCUCGGGAAAAAUGACGGUAUACUGGGAAGCCCAUGCAGGAGGACGCGCAAUGAUGACGUACGGGCCAAUAGAAGCUGGAAUUGUUUGCGUCGCUAUGGAGACGGGACGCUUCUCUGGUGGCGGCGGCAACAGCAGGAUUCAACUCUAGCUUUGUUGGUAACAGCUCUAUGAAAGUUGGGUCAACAAUCUAAUUCCUGAAGGAGAUCUAAAUGAAACUAUAAAGUAACUGCACCUUUCCUGAUCAUUAAAUCCUUCCCGGAAACGGCUCUGGAUCUGGUGAUUACUGCUGUUCAGUUACCCGACAGACAAGACACAUGCCAUUAAAAAUUGUGAUCGAGCUUCAGAUUCAUGCGGUCACUUGCCCGGGUGUAUUCUUGCCAGAGAAAGAUGAUAUACUCCUUAAUGUUUCAAUAUUGGGCCAGCACAAGGAAACAGGAUGUCUUCCUUCAGUAUUUCCUUUGUUGUUUCAUGAGAAAAUGAGAUUUGAAAAGGUUUUUCUCAAAGCUGUGGAUCCUGCUGCUCUGGCACAGAGUCUGGAAAAUCACAUAACCCGAUUUGAAUUAAUACAGCUUACUCAUUCAGCAGACAUUCUGGCUGUUUUUGAAGAGAACACUCGGCAGUUCUUGUUUCCCGAACCCAAGCUGACUCCAGCAUACCCUGGAGUAGAUCGGGAGGUGCUAAUGAAAACAGUUAAUGGAUUUCCUGGAAUUGCUCCAAAGAUUGAAUUUUCUACAAGGACCACCAUUAAAGAAAAGCCACAUGAUUUUCAGAAGAAAUGUCCUGCAGUCAAGUCAUAUAUCAGUAGACCUUUAACAGUCUCAUCCAGAAAAUCAAGAUCUACUUCAUCAAACCCAGUAAGAGGCAAAAGCCCAGCUAAGAACUACAGCAGUCCAACUAAAUCAUCAAAAUCUCGAUCUCCAUCUCCUUUUAGCCGAAGAUGUGUUAAUGAACUAAACAAGAACGUACAGCAACAGCUUGCAAAUUUAAGCCUGAACAGCUCAGAUAAUGACACAAGGCCUCCUUUCAUUGUUAGACAUGUUGAUAGUUCCAAGUCUUUUGGAGAUAGUGUGCUACAACAUUCAAAGGCCAGACACCAGUCAAAGUUAAGCAGUAAAACUCAUCAAUCCCGGCUAAAGAGAGCUUUAUCAUAUGACAGUUUUCAUGCUUCAAGAUUACUAGAAAAGGACUAUCUGGAUUCAGGAGAAGCAAAGGGGGAAAGGGGGUCUUCUGCAAAAAUAGACACAUUUGAAAGCCCACUAAGAUCUAGUACAUAUUCUUUGGAGCACAAGAAAAAUAGUCCAGUUCUUGCACGCCCUCUUCUGCGUGAAAGAUUUCAAAGUGAGCAAAACACAUGGGAGUCAAUACACAACCGGGUGGUUAAUCUUCUAACCACUCACAGUGCCAAGCAGCAGCUGUCAUUUGGAACGCCAAAGAAAGAAGUAGACCGUAUCCUUGAAAGAUCUCUUUCCAAGUCUCAAAUUAGAAGCUUGUUAGACCAUAGUUUUUGAAAAGGAAGAGCAAAUGACCCUCCAGAAGUUUAUCCAAGAAUGUCAGUAUGUGUGUGCAGUUUUCGGGGCUUACAAUAAUCUGUGGUAAAUAUUAAUGAUGUGGUUGCAAGUGAAACAUAUUUAUUGCACUGUGUGACAGAUGUAUAUUUUUUGUUUUAUACAUCAUAAUAUUUUUUUCAUAAGAAUAAAGUAUGUGAAAUAAAA